Fukomys damarensis (Damara mole-rat) is the source of this 905-nucleotide messenger RNA. RefSeq names its product ADP ribosylation factor like GTPase 14 (gene Arl14). The coding region runs from base 1 to 576 and encodes 191 amino acids. The record is from RefSeq and is a predicted model, not a curated record. Gene Ontology annotation, cellular component: cytoplasm. Gene Ontology annotation, molecular function: GTP binding; GTPase activity. The transcript is spliced from 2 exons. Lineage: Eukaryota; Metazoa; Chordata; Mammalia; Rodentia; Bathyergidae. Gene Ontology annotation, biological process: intracellular protein transport; vesicle-mediated transport.
AUGGGUCUGCUGAGCUCUAAAGCCCUGAAAGCCAAGCAAGCCCAUAUUCUUCUUCUGGGACUUGACUCAGCUGGGAAGUCUACUCUCCUUUAUAAAUUAAAGCUUGCCAAGGAUGUUAUAACCAUCCCAACAAUAGGUUUCAAUGUGGAGAUGAUCCAAAUGGAAAGCAGUUUCUCACUCACAGUCUGGGAUGUUGGAGGACAAGAAAAAAUGAGAACUGUUUGGAGCGAUUAUUGUGAGCACACUGACGGGCUGCUGUAUGUUGUGGACUGCGCAGACAGGCAGCGGCUGGAAAUCUCCCGGAAAGAGUUCAAACACAUCUUGAAGAAUGAACAUAUUAAAAAUGUGCCUGUUGUCAUAUUAGCCAACAAACAAGAUGUGCCUGGAGCUCUGACAGCCGAGGACAUUACCAGAAUGUUCCAAGUGAAGAAGCUCUGCAGUGACCGGAACUGGUAUGUACAGCCCUGCUGUGCCGUCACGGGUGACGGGCUGACUGAAGGAUUUGGGAAACUGACAGCGUUCGUGAAGAGCCACAUGAAAUCAAGAGACACUUCGGCCUUCUUCAAGCAGAAAUGAGGCUGUGAAAAGGUCCAGUCCUCAACAGAGACGCUGAUGACAAUACGGAGAGACUCUGACCAGGAAACAGGAAGUGCUUCGUGCUGGAGAUGGAGUCUAAGAAGAUCCCUAACUCCUCCCGGAAGGCGCAGGUUAGCCACGUAAAGUUCCCAUUCCAGAAGACUCUCCAGGAGCACUGUGAGCAGGAGGUGGCAAAGAAACUGAAGACUGAAUUGGAACUCACAGGAGAGUCUCAGAACUUCCAGAGAGGGCCUGGUACUGACAGACUCUUUCUUCCUACCCCACCUCCAACAAGGGCUAGAAGCAGGCAUCCAGCCUCUACAGCUGUC